AUGUCACUCAAAGAUUUCAAGAUUAUAUCAAAAUUAGGUUUAGUUUACUUAUAUGAUAGGCGAGGGAGCAUACUCAACAGUCUACAAGGUUAAAAGAAUUGAAGACAAUUCAGAUUAUGCCUUAAAAAAAGUGAAUCUAACAAAUUUGAGUGAUAAGGAGAAAUAGAAUGCCUUAAAUGAAGUUAGAAUAUUGGCAUCCAUAAAAAAUCCUUAUAUCAUUAGCUAUAAGGAAGCUUUCAUUGAUGUUAAUAGUAAUUCAUUAUGGUAAUAAUAUUUGUUAAUAAUAAAACAGUAUUGUAAUGGAACUAGCAGAUAACGGAGAUCUCUUAUAAUAAAUUUAGAAAUGUGCCAAAUCUAAUACUACAAUGAGUGAAAAUGAUAUUCUGAAAAUUACCUUUCAAAUUGCAAGUGGUUUAAAAGCAUUGCAUGAUUUGAAAAUAUUCCAUAGAGACUUAAAAAGUGCAAAUGUUUUUUUGUAAUCCAACGGAGAUGUGAAAUUGGGAGACAUGAAUGUUUCAAAAGUAGCCAAAAAGGGAUUACUAUAUACACAAACAGGAACCCCAUAUUAUGCAAGUCCUGAAGUAUGGAAGGAUCUGCCCUAUGAUCAGAAAUCAGACAUCUGGUCGUUAGGAUGUGUCACAUACGAAAUGGCUGCACUCAAACCUCCCUUUAGAGCUGAAGAUAUGGAGGGACUCUACAAGAAAGUUAUCAGAGGUAUCAUUCUAAUAAUGUGCCCUAUAGGCCUAUAUCCAAAACUUCCAUCAUAGUAUUCGCAAGAUUUACAGAAUGUCAUAAGAAUGAUGUUGCAAGUCCAAACCAACUUAAGACCAACAUCUUAUGCUCUAACUGAACUCCCCUAUUUCAAUAGAUUUAAAACACACGCCAUAGAUGAUCAAAGCAAAUUACUCAAUACCAUCAUAUUCCCAAAGAACUAAAUUUCUAUAGCAAAUAUGUUACCCAAAGCCAAUUACAACAAUUCUAAAUUCAAAACCGAGAGCAAUCAACAUAGUGACACACAGGAAACCAUACAAAGAAAUAGACAAACAACUCUUGGAGCUGGUUCGCAUCAAUCAUCGCCCAAUCCUACUAGAAUUUCACAAUAUCUGGCGGAGUAAGAAAUGCUAUUAAGUAUUUAUAUUUUAAUUAAAGAAUAAUAGUAUUCAGUAAAUUAUGCUGGAAAAAAUAAGAAAACACAUAACUAUUCUGAUAGGAAUGUGAUUGCCAAGAUCCUACUCGAGUAUUAGAAGGAAGUGCCCAUUUAUAAGCAAAUCAAAUAGCGAAAUCGAAGACUCUCGUAGGAGGAAACUCCGUAUUUAUAUCAGAGGAGAAUUGGUCAACUUCCUGCUUUAGAGGAGCAUUCUCCAAAUCAGAAACGAAAUCAUCGCAAUUAGAGCAUGCCAACUUCCAAUUUACCUAUAAUCUGAC
Messenger RNA from Paramecium octaurelia, 1425 nucleotides. Lineage: Eukaryota; Ciliophora; Oligohymenophorea; Peniculida; Parameciidae. The record is from the annotation of a GenBank genome assembly.